GAUAUAAUAAAGAAGAAUCGCCAACAAAAAUUUAAUUCAGUCAGACGAUAGGCAGGUCGGUAGAAGCUUGGUCCAGUAUUAACUUUUAUUAAAGCAAAAAUGGUGCUAUCGUUAGAUCGUUGGGUGGGCAAAGUAGCUGUGGUAACUGGCGCCAGUGCUGGAAUUGGAGUUGCAAUCGUAGAACAAUUAGUAAAGGCCGGGAUUGUGGUAGCAGGACUAGCCAGGAGGAAAGAUAGGGUUGAAGAGUUGGCUAAACAAUUAAGCGGUGAAAAAGGAAAACUGGUAGCAGUCCAAGCUGACCUCACAAAAGAACAAGAUAUAAUUGCUGCUUUCGAAUACGUUUUAAAAAACUUAGGACCGGUAAGCAUUCUGGUCAAUAAUGCGGGCCUAAGCAAGUUCUCAUCCCUCAUCGAUGGCGAAACUGAAAUCUGGAAGACCGUACUAGAUACAAACGUACUCGGUCUUAGCAUUUCCACCAGGGAGGCGAUAAAACAAAUGAAGGCAAACAAUAUCGAUGGUCACGUGAUACACAUCAACAGUGUUCUCGGUCACGCCGUGGCCAAUUAUCCCGGUUUAAACGUAUACCCUGCAACGAAAUUUGCAGUCACUGCUUUGGCUGAAACAUUGAGAUACGAAAUAAACAGUCAAAAUCUUAAAAUUAAAAUUACGAGUGUCAGUCCAGGCUAUGUAAAAACUGAAUUCAUCGAGGUGUUUACUGGAAAAACUGCAGCAGAAGUAGGACUACCGGGUUUGGAAGCAGAAGAUGUUGCUGAUGCUGUGGUUUAUGCGUUAUCGACGCCACCGCAUGUAAAUGUCUCCGAGGUCACAGUCCGCGUACUCGCAGAAGCGUUUUAAUUUUGCUGAUUUUUAUUAUUUAAGUUGUCCGUUUCUCGUGAAACAGUAUUGAUGUAAUAUCUCAAUCAAUAAAUAAACUGGUGUUUCUUUCA
Messenger RNA from Cylas formicarius (sweet potato weevil), 947 nucleotides. Its product is annotated as farnesol dehydrogenase-like. The transcript is spliced from 5 exons. Bases 100 to 855 code for a protein of 251 amino acids. Gene Ontology annotation, molecular function: oxidoreductase activity. NCBI's taxonomy places the organism in Eukaryota, Metazoa, Arthropoda, Insecta, Coleoptera, Brentidae. The record is from RefSeq and is a predicted model, not a curated record.